GCCGCGCUGCAGUCAAGUCAACGUCGAUACUAAAAGUAAAUCUCCUGGCUUCAGGUGCUUCGUAUGGGCCAAGCCUUCGGGUGUGGCUUUGUGUGUACACACACUUUCUCUUUUGUGAUUUUUUUUUGUGUGUGUGUUUGCGUUUAGAGAGGCACCGCAGUGACCCACCUCUGUUGCGUAGUCAGCCAGGUGUGGCUCUUGUGUAGGUGUGUUUGAGAGUGCGUCUAUGAGUGUGUUGGUGGAGGCUUUGCCUUGGGAGUGACUCGGAGACCCGGGAUGGAGUCUCAGGUCCACAUGUGGCCAUUCUGUCACCUGCUGUGCCUGCUGGGACUGCUUCAGAUAGAUGUUGGCCAGGCGCAGCGCAUGGUGACGAUCCAGGCUGGCCCGCUGUACCGAGUCAAGGGCUUUCCCGUCGCUAUUACCUGCAGCGUCAGCGGCUUCAAGGGCAAGGAUGAGCAAGACUUCAGCUUCUCGGCCUACCGGGCCACCCGGCCUGACCAGGAGAUCCAGAUGAUCAGCACCGGGGAUGAAAACUUCGCCUACGCCGUAUUCUCGUCACGGGUCCGAAGCAAGGACAUCUGGAUUGAGAGGCAGUCGGGGUCAUCUGUCGUCUUCCACAUCAACAAUGCUCUUCUGGAGGAUACUGCGGAGAUCGAGUGCCAUACUCCGAACACAGAUGGCAGCUAUUGGGGAACCUACAGUGCUAAAACAUCCCUGAAUGUGGUGGAGGACACUCUGGUCACCACCUAUUCUGGACCCAGCCCCGUGACUCUCUUUGAGGGGGACACCCUUCAGCUGGAGUGCCAGGCCUCCAGCCAAACCUUCCAGCAUACCCACUUGUCCGUCACCUGGCUUCUCCACGCCAAAGGCGAGGCCGAACCCCGUCCUGUCAUCAGCCUGGACCGUGAUUUGACGGUGCGGCCGGGGGCUGGCUACGAGGAGCGCUACAAGUCGAGGCAGGUGGUGAUCGAGAAGGUGGAGGAGACCCGGUAUCAGCUGCGCGUGGCCAAAGUGCAGCAGGGUGACCAGGGGAGCAUCUUCUGCCGGGUCCAGGAGUGGAUCCAGGACCCCGACCGCUCCUGGGUCACCGUCGCUAAACGAGGCGCUUCGCCCGCAGACGUGGUCGUCAAAGCUGUCGAUGUGGCUGCAGACUCUUUCGCUGCUAACAUCGACGUGGCCAAGGCUGAUCUCCAGGAGGGCGAGGCUGUGGAGGUGCGCUGCAGCGUCCAGACCCAGAAGCUUCCGGAACUCUUCUUCACCGUGGCCUGGUUCAAGGACGAGCAGGAGCUGGCGCGCGUGGGGCCGCUGGGAAAACUGACCGUCUCAUCCGCCUACGAGAGGAGGGAGCGCGAGGGCGAGCUACGGGUGGCCAAGACCACGGAGAAGGACUACCUGCUGACCCUCCGUCCAGUCAGGGCGGAGGACCAGGGGGCGUACCAGUGCCGGGUGUGGCUGGAAACGAGGGGCCCUGGUGGGGUGUUCAGUCAGGCUCAGAGCGAGCAGUCCCAGUCCCAGCAGGUCACCAUCACUCCUAAAGCGAGUGGACUGAGGGUCUCCAUGGUACCAAGCCUGAGUGUCACUGAGGGGGCACCUCUCAUCCUGUCCUGCAACGUGUCCGGGCCGCACGGCGAGCUGUCCGUCGCCUGGCGACACAAGACGGUCUCACAGGGCAGCUCGUUCAGCGAGGUGGUCAGCCUAAGCCGUGAGGGUGUGAUGGAGCUGGCCCCAAAUUUUCGCCAGCGGCAGGCGUUGCGGACGUUCCGAUCGGCUGAUGGCAUUGUCGUCCUGGAGAUGGGUGAGGCUGGGGUUGCGGAUGCCGGCGUCUACGAGUGCACCGUGUCCGAGUGGAGCGGGAGCAAUGGUGGAGAGAAAACGGCCAGCCAAUCGCAGGAGUGCUCUGUCCAAGUGACGGCAAUUGAUGAACUGGUAAAAGUGGCCUUAAAAAGUCGUACUACCAACGUGGAGGUGAACAAAGAGAUCAGUCUUCUGUGCCGUGUGGGGGCCCCCAAAGUGCCUCUGUCUGUGACCUGGCAGUACCUGCAAACUGCAUCCUCUAAGCCGCAGAUGGUGGUCUCGUUGAGCCACACGGGGGACAUAGCCUGGGGCCGCGAGACCGAAGGGUACCAGCUCAGCACUGUCGUGAGUGAGGAAAACACGCAGUACACACUGGCCAUGACCAAGGCAAGCCUCCACAACACGGGCCUCUACAAGUGUGAAGUGGGAGCUUUCCUGAAGCAAACGCAGAGAGCCAAGAAGCUAUCAAACCCUCUGGGUGUGAAUGUGCGGAAGCCAGCCAGCAAGUUAUCACUCACCCCCUCCUCUGCCCUGAGAAGCGUCGUCAACUCUGACAUCCAGGUGUCGUGCGCGGUUUCCGGGGCAACCUCCAACUCCUCCCGCUUUAACGUCACCUGGGAUGUGGGCGGCCGCGUGGUCGCCAGCAGUGACCUUGACGGCGUUGUGACGCUCCACGACGCGGGCAAGAGGACGGGCACGAACACGCUCCCGGGGCCGAAGUUCGAGCUGGCGCUGCGACAGACAGGUGCCAGUGACAGUGGCGUCUACACAUGCCAGGUGCAGGAGUGGCUCCAGGACCCCUCUGGGGAGUGGUACUCCCUCCCGCCCAAGACCGCUACCGUGGAGGUGACGAUCAGCGAAAAACCCAGUAAUUUCCGUCUGGACAAAGCCAGCACUCAGACAAAAGAACGUGAAGGAGGGCAGGUUGACCUCACCUGCAGCAUAAUCUCUGGAGUGGACGACCCUUCCUCCCACUUCUCCCUGACCUGGUACUUCCAGAGCCCCAGCACAGGAUCCGACUCCCCCACCUUGACCCUUCUCACAUACAGCCAGCAGGGAGACCUGACUUAUGGUGACGACCCUGCUGGUCUGCAGUCCAGGCUCCGGUUCUCUAGGACCGACCCGAAAACCUACCGCCUGACCGUGGCCAACGUGGAACCGGGAGACAGCGGGAAGUACUGGUGUGGGGUGGAACAGUAUCAGCACGGGUGCACCGGGGUCUGGGAGAAGAAGGGCUCAGGCGAAACAGGGGUCACCCAGGUCAUCGUAGAGCCGAUAGCGGCCUCACUGGAUCUUCAGAAGACCAGCAAGAGUGUGACUACUAAGCCCCAGGAUGGCUUCAACGUGGACUGCGUUAUCGAAUCCCGUUCUAGCGACCGGUCGGUCUUUGAGGUCACCUGGUCCCGAACCCAGAACAAAGGCAUUAGCCAAAUGGUCUUCAAUGCCAGUCGGGACGGUACCUUCCGUGCUAUGGACUCACCGGCAGGUGGCCUGAUGCUCAAGCGACCCACUCCCAUGCAAUUCGACCUCAAGUACCUAAGUGUGGGGCCCUCAGAAGUGGGCAUCUAUUCCUGUCAUGUGACAGAAUGGCUGCUAAUGCCUGACAAAAGCUGGAGGAAACUGGCUGAGAACCGCUCAGGAGAGCUUAACGUAAACAUCCAAACGGAAGUUAAAAGUGAUUUCAGCUUGAACAAGACAUCAAGGAACCGUGAAGUGACCGAGGGUCAGAGGUUGGACCUUGAAUGCAGCGUGCAGACUGAAGGCUCUGACCCGUCCUCUUCCAUCUACACCGUCACCUGGCUGUUCCAGAGACUGGGUUCCGACGGUUCCGUGGCCCUGCUGACACAGAUGUUUAACGGCCACCUAAAGGUCCACGAAGGAUACCAGGACCGGCUCCGGUUCUCACACCCCACUAAGGACACCUUUGGCCUGAGCAUCCUGACGGCAGUGCCCUCCGACAGCGGAGCGUACCACUGCAAGGUGGAGGUUCGUCAGCAUGCCUGCGGUGGCGAUGGCCAGUGGAAGACUGUGGCCUCUGACCAGUCAGGAGUCAUCACUGUCAGUGUGGGCGAGCUGGAGGGAAAUCUGCUUCUGGAUAAACGAGACCGCCUUCUCAAUGUGACUGAUCUUCGAGCCGGGUUUAACGUCGAUUGCCACGUCACCUCAAAGUCCAGUGAGGAGUCACUCUUCGAGGUCACCUGGUUCAGAGGUGAAGACAAGAAACAAAAGAAGGCCAUAUUCAGAUCCGCAAGGAAUGGCACCUUGCAGAACUUGGACAAAGACAGAAAGGGCCUUGUGUUUGCCCGGCCAACACUCACACUCUUCACCUUGACUGUGCCACUCGUCGGGGCAACGGACGCCGGUCAGUACUCAUGCGAGGUGGCGGAGUGGGUCAAGACGGUCACUAACACUUGGAAGAAGAUGGCAACAGACCAGUCUGGGAAAUCCACCGUGCUCAUAGCGAAAAAUCUGCAUCUGGAUAAACAAGACCACCUUCUCGAUGUGACUGACCUUCAAGCCGGGUUUAACGUCGAUUGCAACAUCACCUCAAAGUCCAGCGAGGAGUCACUCUUCGAGGUCACCUGGUUCAGAGGCGAAGACAAGAAGGAGGCCAUUUUCAGAUCCGCCAGGGAUGGCACUCUGCAGAACUUGGACAAAGACAGGAUGGGACUUGUGUUUGCCCGGCCAACGCUCACACUCUUCACCUUGACUAUGUCGCAUGUCGGGGCAACGGACAGCGGUCAGUACUCAUGCGAGGUGGCGGAGUGGGUUAAGACGGUCACUAACACCUGGGUGAAGAUGGCAACAGACCAGUCCGGGAAAUCCACCGUGCUCAUAGCUGCUCCUGUGGCAGGCUCCCCGGACGUCACGAUUCCCGUGUGCGUCGUCAUCAUGUUGAUUCUGGCCGCGGCCGUGGUGUUUCUGGCCGUGAAGUUACGCAAGACGACCGUAGCUCAGAAAGAAAACAAGAAUUCCCUGUGGGCCGAGAACAACCCACUGAAGCCAACAACCGAGGCCUGAGAGGUACGUCGGGGCUCAAGAUGCUGAGGACCAGGCCGAAAGGUUUUUUCAGACACGGGGCGCCAAAGGCAGAAGCAGGGAUGUGAAAUGUCGAAAGCUUGGUCUUAUCUCGGAGGUGGACACAUGGUACCAUUCCUUUCAUGAGACUUCUGCUUGCCUUCUCAGACAAGCUGCGAUCAUAUUUGGACUUGUAGCUUAAAACAACAAUUUUGCACCACUUUUUUUUUCAGAAAACAUAUUUUAAUUUUUUGCUCCUGUGGACAGACAUGCCUUUAUCUGUAUUCGAGAACAUCAGUGUUAUGACGUACAAUUGCCAAAGAACUAGGAGAAUGGGGAAGUGUAAUUGAACUGCGGAAGGAGUUGCCACAGCAUUUCAGAUGAUAUCUAUCACAGUUUGUGCCUUGGACUGUGGAGAACAGUGCCUUAUGCUUGCGUUGCCUUGUGAUUUUGAAACCACUGCAUUUCAUCACCCCCCCCCCCCCCCCCCCCCCCCCCCCUGCCCCCUCUGUCGUGUUGGGGGGAACUAAGACUGCUGUGAUCAUCUCCAUCACCACCAAGGCUGCAUUUGAAGGAUAGCAGAAUGCAGCACUUUCUCAGAUGAGUUAUGUGGGUCCUUCCCAUACCUUUGAAGUGCACUUGUUGGUUUUUAUAUGUUUUUUUUUUAUGUUUAUUUCCAAGUUUCUGCGGGGUGCUGCUGUAAAGAAGAAAGUGGGUAAAACUUCCAGUGAGGCGGCAGAAGUAGUAUACCUAUGGUAUUUUGUGUGCUAGUUAGCGAAGAGGCCAAGUAUUUCUCCGAUUAUUAUUAACUGUUUAGAGUCGCAAAGCUUUAUGAUAGAUUACGAAGCUUAGAGACAUGUGCAGUAACAUAUACAGUAACUGGACUAAGCUAAUUUAGUGACUUUUUCAGGCUAAAUCACAGUGUUCCUGCUGAUGAUAGUACAGUUUUGAUCGUCUCCCAAAAGAUGAUAAAUCAAAAAGAAUAUGUUUGAAGAUGGAUAGAUAGAUAGAUAGAUAGAUAGAUAGAUAGAUAUUUUAUUGAUCCCCAAGGGGAAAUUCAAGAAUGAAAUUCAAUGAAGAACUUAAACUAAAAAAAAAAAAAAACUCUCAAACACAUCCCAUUCUAUAGUGAGAAGUGGAAGUUGCUACCAUUUUUGAUGCAAGGCCUCAUGGGAUGUAGGAAACUUGUGGCUACAGUAGUUUUAGAUUUAUUGUAGUUCGUCAUGUUACUUGUAUCAGUCAUAAUGACAUCCUAUAAUGACUCACGCCUCAGAGACUUUCUAAAUACCUCUUUAAAAAAAGAAAAGAAAAAACACCAAACAGCAAUCAGUGCCAAACUCCAGUGCACACAAACUUUUGGUGUAAUUGUGGUGCUCUGUGUAGCAACAAGGGGCAUAUGGAUGGAAUAAGAUUUCUUGAAUGGCUGAUAACUAAACAUUUUCUGUUAGUAUGGUUUUUACAAGCUGCUACUCAAUAGAUGUCUAUGACCUUCUUUCAUUAUAAAUUGCUUUAUUGCCUAUUUGUCUUAUCAUUAUACAGCAUACAUACUUGUUGCUUAAGUGUUAUUAUUCUUCUCCUUCGCAUAGUCUAUUUUUUUACUAGGAUUUAAAGAGUGAAAACAUUUGCACAUGAUCCUUAAAAACAUAUUUUGUACCAAAUUGCUGUUAAUGAAAAUUAAAAAAAAUCUUUGCCUAUGCCAUUAGCUUUUGAGAGAACUA
Sardina pilchardus (European sardine) is the source of this 6530-nucleotide messenger RNA. Its product is annotated as immunoglobulin superfamily member 3-like. NCBI's taxonomy places the organism in Eukaryota, Metazoa, Chordata, Actinopteri, Clupeiformes, Clupeidae. The record is from RefSeq and is a predicted model, not a curated record. The transcript is spliced from 13 exons. Gene Ontology annotation, cellular component: membrane. Bases 277 to 4815 code for a protein of 1512 amino acids.